AUGGCGGAUCGAGAUUAUUUGGUCACCGCCAUAAAUGAUGUAUUAACUACCUUAAACCGCUAUGUAGAUUUAGAUAGUUCCUCGACAGACCUCCAGCCAGUUAUCUCAAGACUGGAUUACUUACAAAGGCUUGUAGUUAAUCUUGCAAUAGAUGAUUUUGUAAUAGAAAUGAUAUAGGGGCCAUUCCAUUUAAUGUCCACACCCCCCUACGGAUGAAUUUUUCUGAAGGGUGACUCAAAAAGUCGUUUCUGAGGGGUUAAGCCUGUUGGCAUCCUUUGAUCUCUGCGAUUUUUCUGAGGGGUAAGGGGAAAAUUCACAAAUUUCUGAGGGGUGUUUUGUGUCGGCACUUUGAUCUUUUUUUCUUAGGGGUUAAAAUUUUACUGACCUCAUCCGUAGGGGGGGUGUGGAUUUUAAAUGGAAUGGCCCUAGUUAGCCUACAGAACGUUGGUUGAGAUCGAUAACAACGAAACGAUUUCAGGUUACAGAGCGUCUAUAGACACGACUGGGCAACGAGGAAGACCAUCAUUUGAAAUCGGAGAAGAACAACUGUCUUACCUUUUAGAACAAGGAUUUAAUGUGAGAGACAUAGGAAGUAUUCUAGGAGUAAGUGUCCACACUGUGGAGAGGCGAAUGUCAUCGUUUGGGCUAACUGUAUCAG
Paramuricea clavata is the source of this 658-nucleotide messenger RNA. The record is from the annotation of a GenBank genome assembly. Lineage: Eukaryota; Metazoa; Cnidaria; Anthozoa; Malacalcyonacea; Plexauridae.